ACGUAGUAAGGCAAGCAGGUACAGAACCGCGCCGGCGCCGGCGACUCUGUGCAGGCACAGCCGAGGACGCCCUGUGGGCCUCGUGAGCCGGAAGUGCUUUUGCUUGUCUUUUCCGGUCCUCUUCAGCGGGCUUUGGCUGCAGGCGGUGCGAUUUCCUCUACAGGUUUGUGGGCUAGAGCUCCUGUGCGGUCCCUCCGCGGCCGGCACACGCCGAAUUCGAGAGAAGAUGGUGGGUCGGAACAGCGCUAUCGCCGCCGGCGUGUGCGGGGCCCUCUUCAUCGGCUAUUGCAUCUACUUCGACCGCAAGAGGCGAAGUGAUCCCAACUUCAAGAAUAGGCUUCGUGAACGAAGAAAGAAACAGAAGCUUGCCAAGGAGAGAGCUGGGCUUUCCAAGUUACCUGACCUUAAAGAUGCUGAAGCUGUUCAAAAAUUCUUCCUUGAAGAAAUACAGCUUGGUGAAGAGUUGCUAGCUCAAGGUGAAUAUGAGAAGGGUGUGGACCAUCUGACAAAUGCAAUUGCUGUGUGUGGACAGCCACAGCAGUUGCUGCAGGUGUUACAGCAAACUCUUCCACCACCAGUGUUCCAGAUGCUUCUCACUAAACUCCCAACAAUUAGUCAGAGAAUUGUAAGUGCUCAGAGCUUGGCUGAAGAUGAUGUGGAAUGAAAAACAAAUCUGAACAUAAUAAAAUUUCAAAAAGAUUUUAAAAAUUCUUAGCUUAGAAGUUGAACAGCUGUGGGGGAAUAAGGGCAAAUGUGAUUGUUUAUGGACUGUCCUACACUGAAAUCUACCAAAGUUAACGUUUACUUUGUGUAGAUCCAUUUGUCUUUUUAUUUAUUUUUCCCAGUGAAAAGUGUAUUUUAAUAGAGAGCCUUUCAUUUUAUAAAAACACUAAGUUACCAAAAUACAGAUUUUGUUUAUUCCUUAAACCUACAGUUAAAAUGUACAUACAACAUUAAAAAACCCAGUGCUUAGUUUUAAAAGAUAACAAAAGGGCUGGAAUUGUAGCUGAGUGUAGAGCACUUGUCUAAUGUCUAUGAGGCCUUAGGUUUGACCCCAGCACCAUGAAAAAGGAAAACAGUGAAAAAGUGUAGUAGAGUGGUGAACGUACAUUUUUAAAGCUAGCACAUUUUCUUAUUGAGAGUUAGAUAUUGAUUGUGUUUUUGAAUAGUGUUAAAAUGAGAGAUCCUUUCUUUCCAUUUACUCUUAAAAGAUAUAUGGUGUGCUGCAGUGCUGUACUAAUGGCUCCACCUCUUCACUCUUUAUCAGUCUUGAGCUAUUUUAUUUAAAUCACCGUACUUAAUGUUUCUGGGUAUUUAUUUCCUUGUAUUUUAAGUAUAACUACAAAUAGUACUGGGAAUUAGAUAACAUGUACCUAAUCUCCCCAUAUGACCUUCACUAGUUAAUGUCUGCUCACUCUCCUCAUUUAUAAAACCAGGGAAAUCACUGAUGAUUUUUGACAUGUCUCUUUCAGCUUCCCAUUCUUUUGCUUCUGUUCAGCAUCUUCAAAUUUACCUUCGCCUGAGGAAUGUAUUUGGGCAACCCAGACUUGGAGUUUUUUAAUGUUCUGAAUUUUGCAUGCUUGCCUGACUUAGUAUUUCUGAAUUGAUCUUUUGAUUUUCACUGGAAUUAGACAGUUCUGUGACUAUGUAAAUUUGAAAAUUUACCUUUAAGGUAGCUGGAUCAUCUGCCUAUAAAAAUGUUUGUCCCCUUUUUGCUUUCAUCUUCUGUAUAUUUCUGAUUGAUUAAUGUAUCUCAUACAAUGACAGUGGGAUAUAAUACUAACUAAAGACUUGAAUAGAGUUUGUGGGAUCUUUUACUCUCACAGUGAGUGAGUAUUAUCUGCCAUUUCAUAAUUGAGUCAGUUUCAGAAUUGAGAAUAAAGAUCUUUGGUACUUAAAGGCA
Molecule: messenger RNA, 1903 nt
Organism: Heterocephalus glaber (naked mole-rat)
Lineage: Eukaryota; Metazoa; Chordata; Mammalia; Rodentia; Bathyergidae
Gene: Tomm20
Product: translocase of outer mitochondrial membrane 20
Biological process (GO): tRNA import into mitochondrion; protein targeting; protein import into mitochondrial matrix
Cellular component (GO): mitochondrial outer membrane translocase complex
Molecular function (GO): transmembrane protein transporter activity
Source: RefSeq, a predicted model, not a curated record